Messenger RNA from Amphiprion ocellaris (clown anemonefish), 2736 nucleotides. RefSeq names its product meprin A subunit beta-like. Gene Ontology annotation, molecular function: zinc ion binding; metalloendopeptidase activity; protein binding. The record is from RefSeq and is a predicted model, not a curated record. Bases 71 to 2167 code for a protein of 698 amino acids. The transcript is spliced from 18 exons. Gene Ontology annotation, cellular component: membrane. Gene Ontology annotation, biological process: proteolysis. Lineage: Eukaryota; Metazoa; Chordata; Actinopteri; Pomacentridae.
AUCACAGCCGUAGCUGCUCAUCUGCAGUUGAGGAACAGACAGGCAGUGUGGCAGAAGUCUAACGCCCAGCAUGAGGAUGAAAGGCUGCAUUUUUCUCAUGAUGAACUUGGCACUUUCAUCAGCAUUCUCCAUCAACUCAAAUGAACCAGAGACAGUGGAAAUUGGUGAAGACAAGGACAUUACAGAAGUAAACAAGGAUUUGCAUGAAGAUGAUAUUCUGGAGUUCCUAAGUACACACAGGGGUGCUACUACUUCUGAGUACAGACGGUGGAUGUCGCCAAUUCCAUAUGUCUUGGGAAAUGACCUCGAGAUGAAUGCUAAAGGAGUCAUCCUGAGAGCCUUUGACCAGUUCAGGUUGAAGUCAUGCAUUGACUUCAAACCGAGGGACUCUGAAAGCAAUUACAUUUCUGUAAAAAAGCUAAGUGGGUGUUCUUCAUUUGUUGGGCGAGUACAAAGCCGUGAACAGGUUCUCUCCAUCGGGAGAUACUGUGAUCAAAUAUCCACUGUUGAACAUGAGUUUCUCCAUGCUCUUGGAUUCUACCAUGAACAGUCCAGAUAUGACAGAGACAAAUUUGUGACGAUUGUAUCAGAAAACAUUAUAAAAGGUUUUGAGAGAAAUUUCAAUAAAGUUAGCAUUGAAAGCAUGACCACCCAUGGGACCCCAUACGACUACGAGUCAGUCAUGCACUAUAGCAAAAAUGCAUUCACCAAUGGAAAUGGGUCGACAAUCAUCACCAAAGACCCAAAAUUCCAGAAUGUGAUUGGUCAAAGACUGGAAAUGAGUCCAAGCGAUGUUCAGGAGCUGAACCUUCUCUACAAAUGCAACUCAACCGUUGCCUUUAAGAUGAACUGUGGCUUUUCUAAAGGGACCGUGUGUGAAAUGAAUCAGUGUUCACAGAGUGGCAAUGGCUGGGAAAUGGUAACACAGGUUGAUGGGGGUCCAAGCUCUGACCACACCAGUCUCCCCAGUGGAAGUAAUGAAAAUGGUGAAGGUCCAGGUUACUUCAUGCAUGUUAGCACAGCGUCAGGUAAGAAGGGAGACUCAGCUUGGCUGGAGACCAAGAUGAUAAGUCCCAAAAGGGAUUGCCCUGUCCAGUGUCUUCAGUUCUACUAUUACCACAGUGGAAGUGAAUCAGAUGUACUUAACAUUUGGAUGAGAGAAUUUCAAGAUGAACAGGACAACAAAGGAACCCUCCGCCUCAUGGGACAGAUCACUGGUCCAAAAACAUCUCACUGGAAGCUCCACCACGUUUCUCUAAAUGCCACAAAGCACUUCCAGGUGGAGUUCGAGGUUCACAAAGGAGAAGGAAGCUCUUCAGGUGGCUUCUCAAUCGAUGACAUCAGUCUGUCUGAGCUCGAGUGUCCACAUUUAACCUUGCAGAUUGAUGAUUUUGAGGAACUUUUGAAGACUAGUAAAUUCGGAACCUUUGUAUACAGUCCACGGCAGUACUCCAGCGAGGGCUACGCCUACCGGGUAGCGAUCAGGCUCACCAGAACAUAUUUUGGAAUGUAUGUGCAACUCUUGUCUGGUGACUAUGAUGACCAGCUGAAGUGGCCCUGCCCACAAAGGCAAGUGACUUUUCAAAUGCUGGAUCAGAACCCAGAAGUGCAGUUGCAGAUGUCAAAGCAAAGGAGUAUCACCACCGAUGCAACUCUGACCAGCUCCUCUGGUACCUUCAUUUGGGACAAUCCUCGCAAGAUUGGAACACAAAUUAAAGAUGAGAAUAAUGAGCUAAUGUUUGCUGGACCUCUGAUGGGCAGAAGCUAUUUUGCGUCUUUGGAAGAAAUUAAGUCCAGAAACUUCCUUAAAGGAAAGAGUGCCAUUUUCAUCUCCAGUUUCCAAGAUCUCACGCCUCUAGUUGAUGGAAGUGCUCUACCAUGUCCUCAAGCAAGACCAGUAAAGAUUACAUAUCCUCCCACAAAUAAGGACGAAGGUCCAUGUUCAUCACGGAUCUCACCCACCACCCUUCCACCUCCGAAAACAACCGAUGACUGGAUCUUAACUACCACACCUCCACCUCCUAAAAUAACCGAUGACAGGAUCUCAGCCACCACCCUUCCACCUCGUCAAACAACUGAUGAUAACAGCAUUUUUGGCUUUUCUCCCGGUAUGGUGGCCUCUCCAGUCCUCAUUCUCCUGCUAGCACUGAUGGUUUUGCUACCUUGAUAUGCAUCUCCCAUCCACAUCUCAUGUCUUUACAUGUACACUUUGCUAGUUCCUUUUAGACAUUUGUUUAUGUUGUUUUCUAAAUGCAAUUAAAAGAGGUCAUUAUUUAUCUGGGCUACAUGGAUUUACUAUAAGACAGGGAAAUUCAGAGCUUUCCGUUGUGACUGACUCACAGUCGUACUUUGCUUAAAUACUUAAAAAUGUCAUGUUAUGCUACGAUGAUUUAGUUAUGGUAGUGGGACCGUAUGUUUGUUAAAUUAUCAAUAAUGAAUCAUUUUUGAAAUCAUUCAAUGUAAUGUCGUAUUUUCUCUAUCUUUGAAGCAAAUAAUAAACAAAACUGCAUCAAUAUCUUUUGUGUCUGCUUUGAGAAGACUAAAAAUAAAUAUAUAAACAAUAAUGUGUAUAUUAUAUGUAUAUUUAAUGCAACUUUAAGGUCAAUAUUUUUGUGUGGUGACCAUGGAAAUACUUCAUUCUUUGAAUUAUGAGCAAUCCAGCUUCCAGAAAACAGUUGUUGUACACAGUAUCUCCCAUCGCAGCCAAUAAAGCUUGUAACUCCUUCAGAGAAGUCA